Messenger RNA from Colossoma macropomum (tambaqui), 522 nucleotides. RefSeq names its product ribosomal protein S25 (gene rps25). The record is from RefSeq and is a predicted model, not a curated record. NCBI's taxonomy places the organism in Eukaryota, Metazoa, Chordata, Actinopteri, Characiformes, Serrasalmidae. The transcript has 5 exons. Gene Ontology annotation, molecular function: structural constituent of ribosome. Gene Ontology annotation, cellular component: cytosolic small ribosomal subunit. The coding region runs from base 87 to 461 and encodes 124 amino acids.
GCCGCGGGCGGAGGCGCGCAGAAGAAGCGCGGGGCCAAAGCGGGGUGGGCUCAGGCUCUCCUUCCUUUCUCUCUCCGAGCUUCAGCAUGCCGCCCAAGGAUAGCAAACAGAAGAAGGAUUCGGGCAAGUCCAAAAAGGACAAGGAUCCCGUCAACAAAUCUGGAGGCAAGGCCAAAAAGAAGAAGUGGUCCAAAGGAAAGGUGAGGGACAAGCUCAACAACUUGGUCCUCUUCGACAAGGCCACAUAUGACAAGCUGUACAAAGAAGUCCCUAACUACAAGCUCAUCACACCUGCCGUUGUGUCCGAGAGGCUGAAGAUCAGAGGCUCCCUUGCCAGGGCAGCCCUUCUUGAACUGCUUGGCAAAGGUAUGAUCAAGCUAGUGUCAAAGCACAGGGCUCAGGUGAUCUACACACGUAACACCAAGGGCACUGAUGAGGCUGCACCAGAGAAGGAGGCAUAAUGAGGUUCCUCUCUGAGAUGUUAAGGUCUUUUGUAUAGUUAAAUAAACAACAAAAAAAAGA